Molecule: messenger RNA, 647 nt
Organism: Paramecium sonneborni
Lineage: Eukaryota; Ciliophora; Oligohymenophorea; Peniculida; Parameciidae
Source: the annotation of a GenBank genome assembly
AUGUUAAAUUUUAAGAAUGUUUUCAAAUUAUUUAUUUAAGCUAAAACUACACCGAACCCAAAUUUUUUGAAAUUUAUUCCAGGAGGUAAGUAAGUUAUGAUAAAUGGAACUUAUGAUUUUUCAAGACCUAGAGAAGCUAAAUGUUCUCCUUUGGCUUAAAAACUAUUUAUGAUUGAUGGAGUGACAAGAGUUUUUUAUGGAAAAGAUUAUAUUUCUAUAUCAAAGAAGGAAGAAAGCAGAUGGGAAGAACUAAAACCAUAAAUAUUUGAACAUAUAAUGGAACAUUAUUAAUUAGAUUAAGAUGGAUAGGAAAAAUAAUUAAUUAUUGAUGGUUAUAAAGAAAGCCAAGACACUUAAAUAAAUGAAGAUGAUUCAGAAGUAUUAUAUUUAUAUAAAAAUAGGCUGUUUAAUUAAUUAAAGAGAUUAUUGACACUCGUAUUAGACCUACAGUUUAAGAGGAUGGUGGAGAUAUAGUAUUUAGAGAAUUUGAUGAAUAGAAAGGAAUUGUACAUUUAUAUAUGAAAGGAUCAUGUGCAGGAUGUCCAUCAUCUUCUGUAACAUUGAAAAAUGGAAUUGAAAGAAUGUUGUGUCAUUAUGUUGCUGAAGUCAAAGAAGUUCUCGCUGAAGAUUAUAUUGGUUCUGAUUGA